AUGUUGGGAGCGCUUCUUCUUCCUCUUCUCGCAGCGGGGUUCACCGAAGCCCGUGAUUCAUGGGAGCGGGCGAACGAGCGAGCUGGUCGAGCUCUCUCAGGGCUGUCUCUUGAGCAGAAAGUCGGCAUUGUCACCGGUGUUGGAUGGACCAAGGGCCCAUGCGUUGGCAACACCAGCCCUGUUCCAUCCAUCGGCUAUCCGUCCCUCUGCCUGCAGGAUGGUCCUCUCGGCAUCCGAUUCGCAAAGGGAGUCACCGCCUUCCCAGCUGGCAUUCAGGCUGGAUCAACAUGGGACAUCAACCUGAUCCGCGAACGUGGAAAGGCCAUGGGUGAAGAGGCUCGGGGCCUGGGCAUUCACGUGCUGCUGGCGCCGGUCGCUGGUCCUCUUGGAAAGAUCGCCCGUGGAGGCAGGAACUGGGAAGGUUUCGCAGCGGACCCGUAUCUGUCCGGCAUCGCCAUGAAAGAAACUAUCGACGGCAUCCAGAGCGUUGGUGUCCAGGCCUGCGCCAAGCACUGGAUCGGCAAUGAGCAAGAACUCCGCCGCGAAACGAUCAGCUCAGAUAUCAAGGACCGGGAGUUGCACGAGCUUUACAUGUGGCCUUUCGUCGAUGCAAUCAAGGCUGAUGUGGCAUCCGUUAUGUGCUCUUACAACAAGGUCAACGGGACUUGGGCAUGUGACAGUGACGACGUCAACAACAGGCUCCUGAAGAACGAGCUUGGAUACCGUGGCUACGUCUUGAGCGACUGGAAUGCACAGCACUCCACCGUCCAGAGCGCCAACGGCGGUCUCGACAUGACUAUGCCGGGUACUGAUUUCAACCAACCUCCAGGCAGCAUCUAUUGGGGACCAAACCUGACAGCCGCAGUCCGGGCCGGCGAGGUACCAGAGGCUCGUGUCAACGAUAUGGUUCGGAGAAUCCUUGCACAGUGGUACGCCCUAGACCAGGACCGCGGCUACCCUGCAACGACCAUCAACUCGUGGAACCUUACCGCAGGCGGCCCAGAUGUUCAAGGAAACCACAAGAACAUUGCCAGGACCGUCGCUCGUGAUGGCAUCGUCCUCCUCAAGAACGACAACAACGCCCUCCCUCUCAAGAAGCCCAGCAGCUUGGCGAUCAUCGGAGAAGACGCUAUUGUCAACCCAGCUGGCCCGAACGCCUGCCCCGACCGCGGCUGCAACACCGGCACUCUGGCUAUGGGCUGGGGCUCCGGCACUGCUGACUUCCCGUACCUCGUUGACCCUGUCAGUGCGAUCUCCAGGCGAGCAGCCGCUGAUGGCACGACGCUCGCUACCAGCACCACCAACGACCAAGCUGCUGGCGCCAGUGCCGCCGCCGCUGCUUCAACCGCCAUGGUCUUCAUCAAUGCUGACAGCGGAGAGGGCUACAUCACCGUCGAAGGCAAUGCCGGCGACCGUAUCAAUCUCGACCCGUGGCACUCUGGCAAUGAACUCGUCGCUGCCAUCGCUGCUGUUGGAAAGCCCACCAUCGUCGUCAUCCACAGCGUCGGGCCGAUCAUUCUUGAGAGCAUCCUCGCACAGCAGAAUGUCGUUGCCAUCGUCUGGGCCGGUCUUCCGGGCCAGGAGAGCGGCAAUGCGCUCGUCGAUGUUCUGUACGGCGAUGUCAACCCUAGCGGCAAGCUGCCCUACACCAUCGCCAAGUCCGAGUCCGACUACCCGACCAUCGUGGAUGCGCCCAACGACCCCUUCACUGAGGGCCUGUACAUCGACUACCGCCGCUUCGAUGCCCUCAACAUCGCGCCGCGCUACGAGUUCGGUUUCGGAAUGUCAUACACGACCUUCGGCUUCAAAGGCCUCGACAUCUCCUCGCGCUCCGCCCGUGGCGGCAACGGCUACGGCAACCGCAACAGCUCCGGCAUCGCCGCCGGCCCCGCGACCGGCCGACGCGGCCCCGGCGGUCGCCAGGACCUCUUCGACAUCGUGGCCACCGUUACCGCAACCGUGACCAACACGGGCCGCGUUCAGGGCGCCGAGGUCGCGCAGCUGUACAUCAGCCUACCGUCGUCCGCACCGGAGACCCCGCCGCGCCAGCUCCGUGGCUUCGUGAAGCUGAACCUUCGCCCGGGCCAGAGCAGGAAGGCAACGUUUGAGCUUAGGCGACGCGAUCUCAGCUUCUGGGACGUCGCGCUCCAGGAGUGGGUCGUGCCGAGGGGUAACUUUGGGGUCCAGGUUGGGGCCAGCUCCAGAGAUGCGAGGUUGACUGGGACGAUUACCGUUUAG
This is a messenger RNA of Coniosporium apollinis CBS 100218, 2238 nucleotides long. Its product is annotated as beta-glucosidase L. Gene Ontology annotation, molecular function: beta-glucosidase activity. The transcript has 2 exons. The coding region runs from base 1 to 2238 and encodes 745 amino acids. Lineage: Eukaryota; Fungi; Ascomycota; Dothideomycetes. Gene Ontology annotation, biological process: glucan catabolic process. The record is from RefSeq and is a predicted model, not a curated record.